Molecule: messenger RNA, 408 nt
Organism: Hirsutella rhossiliensis
Lineage: Eukaryota; Fungi; Ascomycota; Sordariomycetes; Hypocreales; Ophiocordycipitaceae
Product: PIF1-like helicase domain-containing protein
Exons: 1
Coding region: 1-408 (135 amino acids)
Source: RefSeq, a predicted model, not a curated record
AUGCAGGUCCGAUUUGGCCUAUCAACCUCUUAUUCUGCGGCGGGCAGAGAGUGGGCAACACGGCUGACGCUGAACAAAACGCAGUCGAUCGCUUUCUCAAUUAUAUGCCGCCAGCUCGAUUUGAUGCGACAAACCGACGGAGGCGAUGUCGGCCAGCUCUGCCAGUUCGUCGGCGGCGAGGGCGGGACCGGCAAGUCGCAAAUCAUCGAGGCACUCGUCGAGUUGUUCAGUAGGAGGAGCCUUUCGAAUCGCCUGCUGAUCACGGCGACGUCGGGGACUGCCGCAGCGCGGAUCAACAGUAGCACGAUCCACUCCACCUGCAGGUUCUCCAAAGACCAAGGGGCGGCCGUGAACACGGCCAGAGAUCUGGACGAGGACUGCCAAGCAAGCGGAUCGGUUCGCCCAUGA